AUGGGCAACGAUUACGAACAGUUGGGACCAUCACGCAGUCCAGCAGCAGCACCACUACCACCACCACAGGCCGCAGCACCACUUCAACAACCUCCUCUAGUGGAACAUACAGCGAUAGAAACAACAGAAGCGGCAGGUAAGCCGAGUACAAAGGCGUCUGAUAAAACAGCGCCGGGACAGGCACAACCGCAGAAGGGAGCCGCAGUGAAGGGAAAGGCUGGUGUUUCACUUCAGAUAAACUGCUUCUAA
Molecule: messenger RNA, 249 nt
Organism: Gongylonema pulchrum
Lineage: Eukaryota; Metazoa; Nematoda; Chromadorea; Rhabditida; Gongylonematidae
Source: the annotation of a GenBank genome assembly